Molecule: messenger RNA, 1879 nt
Organism: Dimorphilus gyrociliatus
Lineage: Eukaryota; Metazoa; Annelida; Polychaeta; Dinophilidae
Source: the annotation of a GenBank genome assembly
CAUUGAUCAUGUGACUGCCUGAAGUGUUGGUUGUCGAUGGUAAUAGUUUUUUUUAGAUUUUAUUGAAAAUCCCUCAAGAAAUCAUGCUGUUUUGUCUCGGACAAAGAUGGACACAUCAUCAUAUAUCCGUGUUCAUCUUAACAUUUAUGGGACUUGGAAUUCGAGGAAGUUUUUCAAAGAUGAAGGAAGUGCUGAAUACUUUCUUGGUGCUUUAGAUAGUAUAUUUAUGGUAUGCUAUGCAAUUGGUUUAUACAUAAAUGGCGCAGUCGGAGAUAGACUUGAUACCCGUAAAGUAUUAAGCUUUGGUAUGAUUGGGUCAUCGAUAACUGUAAUUCUAUUUGGAUGCGUUAGCGAAUGGACCCAUUUUUACAAUAAGCCGUAUUACAUCGCUUGGUGGGUACUUAACGGCUUUCUCCAAUCAACUGGGUGGCCGGCCUGCGUUGCAGUCAUGGGAUAUUGGGUUGGUAAAAGUAGUAGAGGUUUGGUUCUUGGGUUAUGGAGCGCAUGCGCUUCAGUGGGAAACAUUAUCGGAGCUUUAUUAUGUUCAUCAGUUUUAAAUUACGGGUAUUCUUACGCUUUUUUAUUACCGUCUACUGUUCUACUUGGAGGAGGAAUAGUUAUUCUAUUCGGUCUUGUUGUAUAUCCAUCAGACGUUGGUCUAGAAGAUCCAGAUUCGCACGAAGAAUCUAAUGGACAAAAUCCUAUCGAUACUGAUAGGGAAAGGUUACUUGACAAUAAUGAAGACAUACAAGUUCUGCCAGAUCAGAAUAAAGCUAUUAGCGUUGGAAGAGCUCUUUUACUACCAGGAGUAAUCCCUUAUUCGUUGGCCUACGGGUGUUUGAAACUAGUUAAUUAUUCAUUCUUCUUUUGGUUGCCAUUAUACUUAGGUUCUAAAUUUGGCUGGGGAAAUACAGAAUCAGAUAAACUAUCUAUAUGGUAUGAUGUGGGUGGUAUAAUUCUAGGAACAGUUGCCGGAUUUAUAUCAGAUUUUUCUGGACGAAGGGCACCAGUGAUGACUGUUCUCCUUGUACUAGCUAUGCCAAUGCUCUAUUUUUAUAAAAUUUCGCCUAACGAUAAAAAGAUUAACGCGGUACUAAUGACGCUUUUGGGUGGUUUUAUUGGUGGGCCAUCUAAUUUGAUUAGUGCUGCUAUAUCAGCCGACCUUGGACGUCAAACUGUCGUUCAAGGAAACGAGAGAGCUCUAUCUACUGUAACUGGUAUUGUGGACGGAACGGGUAGCGUUGGAGCGGCAAUUGGUCAAUUUUUACUACCCGUCAUUCAUCAGAAACUAGGCUGGGGAGCAGUCUUUUAUUUUUUCAUGAUUAUGACUGGAUCUACAUUACUUUGUAUCUUGCCAAUUAUUUAUAAUGAUUUCAAAGAACACGGUUUUAGAUGCUGCUCAAAAAGAACCCAAAAUGUCGGAUAUCAAAGAAUAAUUAUGGAUAUUGACGAACAAACUCUAGCAACUCCUGGCAAGGAACAGCUUUCCACUGUUGACCAAUCUGCUGGAGAUAUGCCUUCUUUGGCGCCUAUUCACCAUCCUCAAAAAGUCCCCGGCGAAGAGGAAGAGGAGGAAGAGUUCAUAGACGAAACUUUAGCGGAACGUUUGUGGGGUCUAACUGAAAUGUUUCCCGAGCGUGUUAGAACAUUUGCUGAUGUAUCAACUAAAAUAACCUGGGCAACAAGCAAAUUUUUCUAUUCAAAAGCCACUUACUUAUCUUGGUUUAUAGCUUCUAGUGCAUGUAUUAUGGCUCUACCCGUUAUGAUUGAAAGUGAAAGAGCCCAAAUGGAAGAACAGCAUUUACAGCAGCAACGUCAAAUCCUAUUAGGACCUAGCGCCGUUUCAAGUCAAUCGAAAAUGCCACAGUUUGCCCAGUAA